This is a messenger RNA of Cornus florida, 3201 nucleotides long. RefSeq lists its product as uncharacterized. The transcript has 3 exons. NCBI's taxonomy places the organism in Eukaryota, Viridiplantae, Streptophyta, Magnoliopsida, Cornales, Cornaceae. The coding region runs from base 290 to 1765 and encodes 491 amino acids. The record is from RefSeq and is a predicted model, not a curated record. Gene Ontology annotation, molecular function: acetylglucosaminyltransferase activity.
GGGACUGUUCUGUCAUUUAUUAACCACAAGCAGGCUUCUGGGUUUUGCUUCCAACCACCCUCUCUCUUUCUCUCCACAAACAAAAAGGUCUCUCUCCCCCUAACCAGCAAAGACCACACCUGCAAUUCCGACCCAUCCAAUCAGUCUUGAUUGUACGGACGCCACAACAAUAAAGCAAUCAACAGUCAAUUUCAUGCAACAGAAAGUUGUUUGUUUCCUCCGUUAGAGAGCUUUUCUUGGUCUCUGCAAAAACCUGGGUUCGUGAAGUUCUUGGCGGGUCUUAACCAACAUGUCAGCACUGACCCGAGACCCGAGUCACAACUCGCUCAAAUCUUUCAAAUUCGCUCUCUUCCCGAACGAGAAGAACACUGAUUUUUUCGCCACCUUGUUGAAAGGAGCUCUCUUGGUGUUCUUGCUCACCUCCAUUUCACUCGUGCUGUACUCGGCUUUCGCCACUCAAACCGGCUGGUUCGGCUGCCCCGAAUGUCACAGACCCGUCCAAAGAUCCGCCCGCAGUCUCAACCCCACCAACAUUUCCCACGUCCUCUUCGGCAUCGCCGGGUCGGUGAAGACCUGGCACAAUCGGCGCCACUACAGCGAGCUCUGGUGGAAACCCGGCAUCACCCGCGGGUAUGUUUGGCUAGACGGAAAACCCGAUUCGAAUAAGCCAUGGCCUGAGAGCUCCCCUCCUUAUCGGGUCUCCGAGGAUUGGUCCCGGUUCAAGUACUCCAGCUCACGCCCCGCGGUUCGGAUCGCCCGAAUUGUGAUGGAAAGUUUCCGGUUGGGUUUGCCGGAUGUGAGGUGGUUCGUGAUGGGAGAUGAUGAUACCGUGUUUUUCCCUGAUAACUUAGUCUCGGUGUUAGCGAACUACGAUCACCGACAGAUGUACUAUAUUGGCGGGAUUUCGGAGAGCGUGGAGCAAGAUGUGAGGCACUCGUACGGCAUGGCGUUUGGCGGUGGUGGAUUUGCGGUCAGCUAUCCGCUGGCGGCGGAGUUGGUCAAAGUUUUGGACGGCUGUCUUGAUCGGUACCACACGUUCUACGGCUCUGAUCAGAGGGUGUGGGCGUGUGUGAGCGAGAUCGGCGUUUCGCUCACCAGAGAACGUGGGUUUCACCAGAUUGAUGUUAGAGGGGAUCCAUAUGGUCUCUUGGCGGCACACCCAUUGACACCACUUGUGUCGCUCCAUCACCUUGAAUACGUUGAACCGUUGUUCCCAAACCAGACCCGGCUGGAGUCAUUAGGGUCUUUGAUGCAAGCUUAUCGGGUUGACCCUGCCCGAACUGUGCAGCAAAGUUUCUGCUACCAUCCAAAGCAAAGUUGGUCAGUGUCCGUCUCAUGGGGCUAUACAGUUCAGCUAUACCCAUGGUUGUUGACGGCCAAGGAUUUGGAGACACCGUUGGGGACUUUCAAGACAUGGCGGAGUUGGCAGGAUGGACCUUUCAUUUUCAACACUCGGCCCGUGAAUCCUGACCCGUGUGACUCGCCGAUUAUUUACUUUCUGGAGCAGGUCAAGGAGGAUGGCAAGGGUUCGACGCUAAGUACUUACAGGAGGCAUGUGGCUGAGCCAUCAAAGAUAUGUGAUAAAGCACCCUAUGCCCCUGCAAUGUCUGUGGAUACAAUUCGGGUCUCGGCAUUGAAGAUGGACCCAGAAGAAUGGAGUGAGGCACCGCGAAGACAGUGUUGUGAGAUCAGUAAGAGUUUGACGAACAAUGCGAUGCGUGUUAAGAUUAGACAGUGUAAGCCUCGGGAAACUAUCACUUCUUAGAGGUCAGCCCACUCUCAUUUCCAUGCCAUGUAGAUAUAGUUAUACAAUAAAAUCAGUUUUGAAUGAAGUAAGAGCACACUGACUUUUUCUCCCGUCUCUCUAUUUGAAGAUCAUAGACCUCUUUUUUUUUUUUUUUAGAGUGAUUUUUGUGGUGCAUUUUGAACAGAAGAAAAUACACAUUCUAUUAUAACUCCAUAUGAUCUGAAAUUUUAGAAAGAUUAGAAGUGAUAACAAAAGAGAAUGAAUUGCUGCUACUAAGAAAAAUGAACUCGAUAUCGAAUGAACAAGAGGCAAUAUCUAUUCAUGGGAUGGCUGUUUCAUUGGUGUUAGUGAUGAAAUAUAUAUGUUAUGUGGAAUUUAUUUUUGUGACAGUGACAUUGCACGGUGGUGGUGGUCACUGUGACCUCACUAGUCAUGGCUGAGUGUUACAAAGGAUUCAAUUUUACAAUCACAAGUGCUUGUUAUAUGGGAUAGUUUAUGAGAGUCUUUCCUUCCAGUAAGUGUUAUAUAUUGUUUAGUGGGCAUUUCCAAAAUGGAGGGACCAAAUUGAAAGUAGUGACUGGCUACUUCCAUUAUCGAUGAUGGUGUUAAGUGUUACUUCACAUCCAUCUCCCUCCAUUCACACACAGUGCCCUUAGUGGACAUCUAUGAAUUGGUCAUAGAGGAUCAAUCUUUAUAAUUAAUCACCUUGACUUGUAAUUUAUGGUUUCCUACGCAUUGUCUGACCUAAUUUUUGACACAGAUUAGGUGGCUUCCACCCAAUUAAAUUAAUUGUAAAAUAAUUUGAGGUUAAUCACAUUCUUAGUAGAGGCUAUUGACAUGAUUCAUUAGUAACAAUUGUGACUAUUACAUUGACUGGUAAUUUAUGGUUUCCUACGCGUUGUCUGACCUGAUUUUCGACACAGAUUAGGUGGCUUCCACCCAAUUAAAUUAAUUGUAAAAUAAUUUGAGGUUAAUCACAUUCUUAGUAGAGGCUAUUGACAUUCAUUAGUAACAAUUGUGACUAUUUUCUUCAUAUAAAACUUGGAUCUAAUGAGCAUUGUCCAAAUAACAAGACCAUAUGGCAUCGUUUUAUUUGCUGAUCUUUUUUUUUUCUUUCUUUCUUUCCAGUAGUUAAGAUAACUAGAUAAGUUUAAUUAUUUUAGUUAAUUUAUAAUUAAGCAAAAUGAAAACAGAGUUAUAUUCUUUUAUUUUUGUUCAGAUAUGAACUCUGCAAGUUUUAUUAGUUCAUACUCUAGUAAACAAAAAGGAAACAUAAUUGAAUAACUGUAAAGUGUGAUUUGUUGCAUCAUAUUUUUUGCUUAUGCAAGUCUUAUUAGUUCAUAUGAAAAAGGGUAAGAAGGGAACAAAGUGACACAAUAUUGUUAUCUUAAUAUAUAAUAAUUACAUAUCAUAAACAGUUAAUAACAAAAUAAUUACCAACUCUAAGAUUAAAA